AUUAUCAGCCUUAGGCCGCCACAUCUGGGCUUAUCCGUUGACAGAUGCCUAUUCUCUCUCUCAAUACGAGGUGAAAACUCUUCACCUUUUCUAUCUCUAACCAUUUUUCUAUUUCGACUAUUUAGAAAUGGAAUAUGACCCAGCGUCCCCCGGCUCGUUCGCCGCCUCUUAUGUUUCCAACUCCCGCUUCCAUCGAUCCUUGACCAUCGAGCCAACUCCUACCCAUGGUCCUCUCAAUGUGACUUACGGCGACUAUGGCCGCAAGCCCGAUGAGAACGGAACUACUCCGACACUUCUAUUUAUGCCGGGCAUGUUUUCAUCCCGGUACAUUGGAAUCUGUCUACACACGAUUGCCGAGAAAUGGGGCGUGCGCGUUUUGGUUGUUGAUCGUCCCGGAAUGGGGAAUUCAACCGACGUGCCGCUCACGCAGCGAGUGUCCACCUGGAUUGAGACCGUCCCACGGCUUUUGGCCCAUUUAGGCAUACAGCAUGUUUCAUUGGCGUCGCAUAGUGCUGGCACUUUCUAUCUGUUUAACACCCUAUAUCACUGUCGGGAUAUUCUGUAUCCUGAGAAACCGAUGGCCACGAUUCUAGCGCCAUUUGUCGACCCCGCCAAAUCAGGCAUGACAUCCAUGAAAAUGGCCCAAUAUAUCCCUACCCCAGCAUUCAAGCUCUGGCAUCAUAUCCCGCGUCUCUUUCUCGCCAAUGAUGGUUCUGCAACAGCGACGAGUGGACAGAUGAUUGCCAAUCUCACUGCCUCCUUUCCCUCAAAGAGCGGUGAUGACCAGGCAAAGAAUCGUCUCUACAUCGCGCAAAACUACGGACUAAGCCUAGAGCAGCAGAAAGAGAUAGACGCUUUGAUGAUGCAGUCCAUGUUCAAGGAGAACACGGUUGGCUCUAAUAGCGAGGCGCUGCAGUGUCUACGGAAGGAGCCUAACACGUGGGGCAAAUGUGACGACUAUGAGGUUUUUGUGCGUGAGUUGGUAGAGCGUGAAAGAGGGCGAGAUGGAGCGCCGUUGAAAGUUCAGGCGUUCUUUGGUGAGUCUGAUAGCAUGAUUGGCAAGAAGGGUCAAGCUUAUGUUGAGAGAUGCUGGCAUCAAGUGGAUGAUGGGGACUCGAGGGGUGUAGUUGAAUUUAAUUCAACAGUAGUGUCUGGCACUGACCAUGAUAGCUUGGUACCGUCCGCAGAAGUAUGGGAGAGCAUUUUCAAGAAAAUGCAAGGAGCGGAAGACGAUAGCUUAAUAUAGUUCCUGAAAUAGCACCAACAAGAAUAGUUGGAAUAUGCGGCCUUGUGACAUCUUUUUGAAAGCCUUUUUGAAAGUCUUUUUCGAUGUAUUUUCA
This is a messenger RNA of Penicillium samsonianum, 1340 nucleotides long. RefSeq names its product alpha/beta fold hydrolase. The record is from RefSeq and is a predicted model, not a curated record. Bases 128 to 1246 code for a protein of 372 amino acids. Lineage: Eukaryota; Fungi; Ascomycota; Eurotiomycetes; Eurotiales; Aspergillaceae. The transcript has 3 exons.